UCACUCUUUACUCAAACCAAAACUCAUCAAUACAAGCAAGGUUGAAAAAAACAUACUCAAAUGGCGAACAAGCUCUUCCUCGUCUCGGCCACUCUCGCCUUCUUCUUCCUUCUCACCAACGCCUCCAUCUACAGGACGGUCGUCGAGUUCGACGAAGACGAUGCCACGAACCCAGCCGGCCCAUUUAGGAUUCCAAGAUGCAGGAAGGAGUUUCAGCAAGCACAACACCUGAGAGCUUGCCAGCAAUGGCUCCACAAGCAAGCAAUGCAGGUCCGUGGUGGUCCUAGCUUGGCCCUCGAUGGUGAGUUUGACUUUGAAGAUGACAUGGAGAACCCCCAGAGACCGCCUCUACUCCAGCAGUGCUGUAACGAGCUCCACCAGGAAGAGCCACUUUGCGUUUGCCCAACCUUGAAGGGAGCAUCCAAAGCGGUUAAACAGCAAAUCCAACAACAACAGGGACAGCAGCAAGCACAUCAGCGAAUGGUUAGCCGUAUCUACCAGACCGCUACCCACUUACCUAGAGUUUGCAACAUCCCCCAAGUUAGCGUUUGUCCCUUCCAGAAGACCAUGCCUGGUCCCUACUACUAGAUCCCAAACGAAACCCUCGAAUGUAUGAGUGUGGUUUGUCCAUACAUGUCAACAUCACACCUCAUUGCGUGUUUCCUAAUAUGUAAGGUUUUAUCUAGGAUGUUUGAGGCUAAUGUAAAAAUUAGCACUACUCCAUAAUAAAAGAGAGUCUCUUAAUGUUUAA
Messenger RNA from Raphanus sativus (radish), 751 nucleotides. RefSeq names its product napin-2. Gene Ontology annotation, molecular function: nutrient reservoir activity. Lineage: Eukaryota; Viridiplantae; Streptophyta; Magnoliopsida; Brassicales; Brassicaceae. Bases 61 to 588 code for a protein of 175 amino acids. The transcript has a single exon. The record is from RefSeq and is a predicted model, not a curated record.